AUGUCGUACGAAGACGUGGAGAAGGUCACAAAGGCCGAGACCGGCAAGAUUGUCGUGUCGCCAGCUUACGAUGCCAUGGCCGACAAUGAAGACUACUACGACCCAUCCAAGGAGACGAGGCUCACGCGUAUUGGUCUCAACUUUGAGUCCUUUAAGCGUGCGCCAGGCGCGACUCGUGGCCUUAUUGCCCAUGGUGAUAUUCCACCAGAGCUUGUCGCUCACGACAACCCGCUUCUUCAACAGAAGAUGAAGCCCCGCCACCUCCAGAUGAUUGCGGUCGGUGGCUCGAUUGGUACUGGUCUCUUUGUCGGUUCGGGUUCGGCUCUUGUCAAGGGUGGACCGGCUGGUAUUCUGAUUGCCUGGAUCAUCAUCGGUGUGAUGCUUAUCAACGUCACCCAGGCUCUUGGUGAAAUGGCUAUUAUCUAUCCCGUCUCUGGUGGUUUCUACACUCUGGCUUCUCGUAUGCUUGACCCUUCGUUCGCUUUCGCAAUGGGCUGGAACUAUGUUCUUCAAUGGGCCGUUGUUCUUCCUCUUGAAAUUACUGUCGCUGGUACAACUGUUCAAUACUGGACGACACCUGUUCCACUUGGUGCUUGGAUUACAAUCUUCUUCCUCCUUAUCAUUUUCUUCGCUGUUCUUGGCACAAUCGGCUACGCCGAGGAAGAGUUCUGGUCCUCGUGUCUCAAGCUUAUCGUUGUCAUCAUCUUCAUCAUCAUUGGUAUCGUCUGCAUUACCGGCGGCGGCCCCAAGGACGGUGACUACAACAAGUAUCUCGGUGCUAGCUACUGGAAAGACCCUGGUGCCUUUGCCAACGGCUUCAAGGGAGUCUGCGCUGUGUUUGUUACUGCCGCAUUCUCGUUCGCUGGUACUGAGCUUGUCGGCCUUGCCGCCACCGAGACUCCCAACCCUCGCAAGACCAUGCCUGCCGCCAUCAAGCAGACUUUCUGGCGUAUUACUCUCAUCUACAUCACCUCGCUCCUCAUCAUCGGUCUCGCUGUUCCUUACACCGAGCCCCGUCUUAUGGGCGGCUCGGGUGCCGACACUUCGCCCUUUGUCAUUGUCAUGGACAAGGCUCGCAUCCGCGGCAUGAACCACCUCAUCAACAUUACUAUUUGUAUCUCGGUUCUUUCCAUCGGUCUUUCGUGUGUGUACGCCGGUUCGCGUACCCUCACCGCUCUUGCCGAGACUGGUUACGCACCCAAGGUCUUCACCUAUGUCGACAAGGCCGGUCGCCCUCUCUGGUCGAUUUGCUUUGUUGUCGCCUUUGGCCCCCUCGCCUACGUCAACCUUGCCGAUGUCGGUAGUGCCGUCUUUGACUGGCUUCUCGCCCUCUCGGGUCUCUCGACUCUGUUCACUUGGCUCGCCAUUUGCAUCACACACAUCCGUUUCCGCCAGGCAUGGAAGGCGCAGGGCCACUCGAUCGAGGAGCUUCCUUUCAGGGCCAUCGGCGGCAUGCCGGGCUCUAUCCUCGGUGCCUCCCUCAUUGUCCUCGUCCUCAUCGCCCAAUUCUACAUUGCCAUUUGGCCUCUGGGCCCCAAACGCACUGGUGGCGCCGCGGCCGAGGCCUUCUUCCUCUCCUACCUCGCCGCCCCUGUCGUUCUCGGUUUCUGGGUCGUCGGUUACCUUUGGAAACGUACUCUUCCCAAGAAGGUCCACGAGAUCGACCUUGACACUGGCCGCAAGUCGUGGCUCACCGUCGAGGAGAUGCGCGCGUGGCGCGCCGAGCGUGCGGCCGCGCCUCUCUACGUGCGCAUUUUCCGUCUUCUCUUCACCAACUAG
Cutaneotrichosporon cavernicola is the source of this 1779-nucleotide messenger RNA. RefSeq lists its product as uncharacterized. The record is from RefSeq and is a predicted model, not a curated record. Gene Ontology annotation, cellular component: membrane. NCBI's taxonomy places the organism in Eukaryota, Fungi, Basidiomycota, Tremellomycetes, Trichosporonales, Trichosporonaceae. Gene Ontology annotation, biological process: amino acid transmembrane transport. The coding region runs from base 1 to 1779 and encodes 592 amino acids. The transcript is spliced from 6 exons. Gene Ontology annotation, molecular function: amino acid transmembrane transporter activity.